Molecule: messenger RNA, 1513 nt
Organism: Cryptomeria japonica (Japanese cedar)
Lineage: Eukaryota; Viridiplantae; Streptophyta; Pinopsida; Cupressales; Cupressaceae
Product: tetraspanin-8
Exons: 2
Coding region: 329-1153 (274 amino acids)
Biological process (GO): auxin-activated signaling pathway
Cellular component (GO): plasmodesma; plasma membrane
Source: RefSeq, a predicted model, not a curated record
UAACAAACACAAAACCCAUGAUAAUUAUGACGAGUUCUAGUUUUCCUUACUAAACGGAAAGAUAACGAGCAGAAAACCCCAAUUUCAGGACGUUUUCGGAAAUUAUACGUUUGGCAGCGGUACUACUGUAGGCGCACGGGAUUCGAACCUGCACAGUCGUAUAAUAAUAAUUAUUCUCCGAAAAAUCAAUAAAUCUGGCAGACCGUAUGAGAAGAAACAACUUUAAGUACCUCGCACUCUGUGCAUGCGAAAUUGCGAAAUGUCCGGGGUUCGAGUCUCACAAGAGCAGCUUUGUAAGUAGUUUUCAAUAUCUACUCCGGUGAUCAAAAUGCCGCGGAUCAGUAACAGCCUGGUAGGGAUUCUGAAUUUCCUGGUGUUUUUGCUGUCGAUCCCGAUCUUAGGCUCGGGCAUAUGGCUAGCCACAAGGCAUGGGACUGACUGUGAAAGAUUUCUGCAAGGUCCUGUCAUAAUCAUAGGGGUUUUCAUAAUGCUGAUUUCUCUGGCGGGAUUUGUAGGGGCCUGCUUCAGGGUCUCAUGGCUGCUCUGGAUCUACUUAUUCGUCACAUUUCUGCUCAUAAUCCUGCUCUUUUGCUUCACUAUUUUCGCAUUUGUGGUCACAAACAAGGGAGCAGGGCAACUGGCCUCGGACAAAGGGUACAAGGAGUACCGCCUGGGAGAUUAUUCGCACUGGUUGCAAGAUAGGGUUCAAAAUGGAGAUAACUGGAGAAAAAUAAAGAGCUGCAUACGCGACACAAAGGUCUGCAAAAGUUUGAGCCAAGACUAUGUAUAUAAUGUCGCCACAGAGUUUUAUCUGAGAAAUUUGUCGCCAAUUCAGGCGGGAUGCUGCAAACCGCCGAGCUCCUGCGGCUACGUGUACAGGAACGCGACCUACUGGGACUGGGUUCCGCCGUCUCCGACUGCCACGUCGGAUUCGGACUGUGCAUCGUGGAGCAAUGACCAGGAUCAACUCUGCUAUAAUUGUAAUUCUUGCAGGGCUGGGGUUUUGGCGAGCGUGAAGCAUGACUGGAGAAAGGUGGCUGCGCUCAAUAUUAUUUUGUUGAUAUUUCUUAUUGUAGUCUAUUCUCUGGGUUGCUGCGCUUUCAGAAAUAAUGGGAGAUCUGCUGGAUAUCGCCGCCCCAAGGGUUAUCCAUAGAAAGCUUUCCUUUGACCUUAGAAAUUUUUAGAAAUUUUUAAUUUUAUUUUAUUUUAUCAUUACGUUUGCAUAUCUAUUCUAAAGGCGGACUUUGUUUGUACAUUUAUUUGUAUAAGCCUUGCCAAAAAACAUAUAUUUGCCCCUUUCUUUUGUAAAAGCCCUCCAAAGAACAGAAUAUGCAUUGUGGAUUGGGAUUUUUUCUUUCCGCCAAGAUACCAUUGUCUCUUUCGAAUAAUGUAUUGAUCUGCAAAGUGGACAAUGGAAAAAUAUUGUUUAAAAACUAUUGUACUUCUGGAGUAUCCUUGGCACUUCGCUGUAAUAUUAUGAGCUUUUUAUGCAAUAAAAAAUAAUUAAUUUUAA